AUGAUAAAAGUUUUGCUUGUACUCGUUCAUAUCUAUCUUUAUCAUUUCUUAUACAUACCAUCAAUUUCUGUAAGACAUUUUUUCACGCAACGACGCAGUUGUAGAUCAGCAAGUAUAGUCGCUGCAAGUAUGGACGAUGAAACAUCAGAAGCUGCCGAGCAAGACAUUCAAAUGCUCACAUCUGCUACACAACUCGCAAUUCGUGAUUAUGUAAAACUGUCAAAAAGCUCAGAAAAUUGUUUAAAAAUGGUCGUUUCACCCUUUCAAUAG
Messenger RNA from Adineta ricciae, 270 nucleotides. NCBI's taxonomy places the organism in Eukaryota, Metazoa, Rotifera, Eurotatoria, Adinetida, Adinetidae. The record is from the annotation of a GenBank genome assembly.